AUUCAAACUCUUGCAUGAUUUGAAGGUUAGUUGUCAUGCCUGUGUACAGUAUGAAUAAUGGAUUGGUGAAUUUCUGUAAAGUUAGAUCUUUAAGUAAAUUCAUAUCCUCCAUGGUAUCAAAUAUUGAUGCUUUUGUGUUGCUGCUUCAUCGUAAUCUGUUUUUACCGCUCGCAGCAAUUAUUUUGAUAGUCAAAUCGUCAAUAUUGACAACCCUAUACAGAUCGACAUAGGGUUGUGGAGAUUGUUGUUUCGUCCCUUAGUACCACGAAAUAUCCGUGCACCGCUUACAAGUUUUUAAUGGUGAACUUUUAUUGAUUGGUUCAUUCUCUCAGUUAAAUCUUUUGUUUCAGUUAUAAAUGAACUGACUAUAUAUAGUCCUACUCGCAAUGAGUAUACAUUGUAGCCUUCGUCGUUAGUAGGCUUUAAUUUAAGAAAAAAACAGUGGAACUUACGACUUCCUGGAAUUAUUGUUCAGGCAAAACGCAAAUUAAAUAUACGAUGUGCAUUCAGAAGUUACAUAUAUAACAACGUGUAACUUCGUACAUACGUACAUCAGUUAGAGUUGCCAUACCACAUUAGCACAGAGGUGCAUUUGUCGAUUCAAAUCCCAUAGUGGUAUAAGUAGUAAAAGUACAAAUAGUAAUCGGAAAUAUUAGGGUUUGAAGAUGUUAUUCUAGGAGUAUAAGCCAGUGAAAUAAAUUUGGAAAGAGGAAAAAAGGAACAUGGAGAAUUAAGAAGACUAGAAUUAGAGAGAACACAAUUUCAUACUGUUUCAUUUAGCGUGCUGAGCACCGUCCAUAUGGGUGAUGAAAAUAUUUUUAUCCUCUGAUUAAACAAAAUGUAUUGUAGUUUUUGCCUGUCAGGCUUCCGUGAUGUCGAAGCUUCUUGAUCGAAUUGAGGAUUUUUAAGCGAAAUAUUCCUUGGUUUUUAAGAUGUGUUAGGUUUAUGUCACCAUGGUUUCAAAAUAUUAACUAGGAUUCUGAUGAAAUUACUUAGCAAAAAAGUCACUAGCAAUUGUUGAGCAUUUUUUGUUAUUUUGGGUUCCUUUUCGAGUAAACAAUAAGUCAUUGUUUUCUGUAUUGGGGAAUUAAAACUCUUAUUGUUCAUAUAGAGCCUACAUUAUGAACGAUACAGGAUGUGGAUAUGGUUCUCCACAAAUCCAACGGACGUAUCUAAUUCCACUUGCUGAACAGUUUGUAAAGAUUUGUGUUGACUCUUCAUCUGUGGAUGAGUUUUCAGACUACAUAAUUCGAGACAAGUCAACAAGUUGUAAUAGAUCUAAUAUGAAGUUAUGGCGCAAAGAUGCUUGCAAAGCAUUAAGACUAGUGAAUACUCGUACGAUGGUCAGUCCUGUUCCAAAAGAUUCACACAUCAUAGCUGACGAAUCUGAGUUUCCUAAAUUAGAUAUGUUAGUAGAUUUAGACAGAAAGCUUCCACGUAAACGUUCCAGGACGAACUUGGAAUCAACAACUGAAUCUAUUUCUGCUCGAUGUGUUUCUUCCACGUUAUCGGAUAUCAGACACACAGUUCCAGCGGAUUUACGAAGGCAAAUAAAAGGCUUUCUCGCUUGCCACCUACUUUCCGAUAUAGGAUUACCGGUUUGGCCAUCCUUGUUGAUUAAUGGUCCCCCAUUUUGUGGCAAAACUACAUUGAUUGAAGCAGCAUGUGGAACUCUAGGUUUAAAAAUCAUCACUGUUUCGGUUGGUACAGUACCAUCAUCUAUACGUCCUUGGAUGGAUAUAUUCAACCAAGCUAAGAAUUCCUCACCAUGUAUUUUACAUUUGGAUGAUAUUGAAAGUAUGGAGAAACAUUCCUCCCCUGUUGGGACGUUCCGUCUCACCUGCCUUCUAAAAAGUCAAUUGCUUAAAGAUAUGGUCAACUCAGGUGUUGUACUUAUUGGGGAAACUCGAUCUCUUCUUGCCAGCCUACCUCAAAGUAUAUUAGAUUUGUUUACACAGAAGUUGACAUUUGGAAUGUUAAAUGAGGCUCAUCGUUUGAGGUAAAUUUACCGGUUUAAAAUUAAGCUUGCUAGUUGUUUAGUCGACAAAAUUAUCUAACUCUACAGAUAACGUAACCUUUUCAACUGAUGGUUAUGUCGCAUCUUAAACAUCUCUUGCUUAGUAAAAUGUGUUCACUAUCAUCAUCCUCAAACUGGUGCCUUGUUAAGUGCUACACAUUAUCUAAUAGUAAUAACUUCAUGCUUUUUGUCUGUGGGACUUCCUAGAUUUCCAUAGAUGGACUGGGCGCAGCGCUGCACAACCUGUUCAGAGGUCCUCACGAAAACACCUCUUAAAAUUUCAUAGAAAUAAAAUUGUUGAAUGAAAGUGGUUUCUCAGUUAAUUGCUGUUUGCUUGGGUCUAUUUUUCACUCCGCCACUGUUUGAUCACCUUGAGAAAUAUCUAUAUUAUACCCCUGCCAAAUGUCUAUCAUCUUACUGUGUGCAUUUGUUUUAGUUUGCCGUAUUGUUCAAUCACUUUACUAGUGAUAUUCAUCAGCUUAUGCUAUGAUUUUUAAGUUUGAUAAAAGGAAGUCAGUCACGUUCCGGUAACUGUUUCAUUUGAUAGAAUAAUGUCUAAAUCGAAAGCUAACAUUACACAUUAUAUCAUUCAAUCACUCAUUGGUGUAUCUCCCUUAAUUUGUGAAGAAAGAGUUUAUGUGUUAUAUUAUAACUAAGUCCCGGUCCUCUAGAACAGUUUUCUAUAUGCCACAGAAACAAUAUUUACGCAUUCAUACAGACACAUUCUCGUUCCAUUCAAUUGAUUGUUCAGCAAUGAUCCAUAGUGUCACAAUUUAGUCUGUACACGAUCGAUCCUUAAGGAAUCCAGCAUGUUGAUCUCCAAGUUUGGCGUCUACCGAAUCCUUCAUCCGGUUCAGCAAUACUCCAUUUAAAACUCUUCCUUGAUACUGACAGUAUUGUGAUGACUCCGUAGUUUUCAAAUUUGCUCAGAUCCCUUUUUUUGUUAUCGCGAUAGGAUAUCCUUCUUUCCAAUCUUUCGGCACUUCCGAAAUCCGAUUUGUAUCUCCUCAUUCCCGUUGCUAUUUGACUGGUCCUCCCAGUCUCCCACAUUGUCCGGACGUUCCAUUUACCUAUUAAACUUGUUGCUGUGGUUGUUAGAAUGGGCAUCGGCCCUGUGGCUUCCGAAUCCUGAGGCGUCAUAAUUCUUCCUCCAACUUGAAGGGCAGAGUUUAAAUAGUUUAAUUCGUUCAUUCUGGUUGGCGUUUUGUUAGCAAGAUUUUCUUCUACGGGAUAGGGUUGCAGACCCCACACUCAACCCUGCUCCUUUGUGUUGGCUUGAGACCGGCAGUAGCCCUAAAGGAGCCACAGGUGGAGUUAAAAAGUAAUACGCGCCACACUAAAUAUUGCUUGUGCGUUAGAUUGCUGCAUGGAAGCCUAAACCAAAACAGCUAGCUCCCUUAGGAAGCCAUGUCUCAUGACUCUUCUUCAAAUGUCUAAUUCAAUAUGUAGUGGAACAAUAUCAUGAGAUGCUAUCGUAUGGUAGUUGAUGACCAGGAAUAGAUUCACACGCAAUUCGUUCCCUCUGAGUUUUGGGGCCUAUGAAAAUUACUAGUUUAGAAUCAGGAUUUUCCAACUCACUUGAGUAUACCCUCUGUAUUCACCAGCGCCAUUCUUUUUUGUCCUUUCAAUUUCGUAAAUAAUACUCUCAUCGCGUGGAAGCACUUAGUAGAGCUUACAAAUGCAUGAUCGUACGCAAGCAUUCCCAGUAGCAGAUCGAGCUCUUCUCACUUUCGGUCUGUACCAAGACAAUUAGAGGCCAGUGUCGGCUGGCACUGUUUUCUCAUCAUCGUUUUGGUUUCAAUCCAUUCAUAAUAUAUUGUCUACUUUUGCUUCUGUCAUAUUAGAUUGUUGCAGCAGUACUUGUUAGAUGAUACUGAUUUUAUUAUUUCACCGAAACCAUGAAAACUUAACAUGUCUUGAAUUAGCCCGUCGAACACCUGGUUAUGAAAUCGGAGAUUUAAUUCGUCUGGUAGCCCAUUUAAAAAUGGCUUGUUUAACAAGUAAACUUAAUGAUGUUAACGAUGAUGAUGAUGAUGUUGAUGACAACUUGAAUAAUCUUGAUACUAACAGUAUGGAGUGUGUUAAGAAUGAUCAAAAGGUGCAUGUUAAUUUCUCCAUUGAGUCGCGUGUCGCUGAUAACUCUGUUUCGGUAUGUUUCCUCAUGUAUAUCAUUUGUUUUAAUUGGGUUGUUUCUAUGGAAAGGUAGCUCUUAGAUUUUUUGUAGCUGUGGUUUUCUGUAGUUAGUCAACAACAACAACCCUCGGUUUACUGCGUAUUAAUACUAUUCGCUAUUACUCUUAUACAACCUUUGGUAAAUUUACAGUUCAUCUUAAGUGUAUGCUCAUACCGCGUUAGGAGAUAAUGUAUUAACUCUCUGUGUCACUUCUGACGUCUGUUCAUAAAAUAUAGUUUGCUAGAUACAUAACAUAACAUUUGUCUAUAAAGUAUUUGGUAUCGUUAAUUUACUGAGAUACUUGGUCCUAAGUAACUGGAUAUCAUUUUUUUUACGUUGACCAGGUGUCAUAACUCUACGCCCGAACUUAUUUUUAAUACACUUUCUACAAUUUAUUCAGAACCAAUGAUCUAUAAUGGGACUAGUUUCGUUUUGUUUCACCAAGCAGACAUACAGAAAUUCUUCCCUUAUUUAUGAGGUACUCAAAAUUGAAAUACUUUUUAUACAUUUUACAACACAAAUUGCAUAGAUGUCAAGGAUGCAACAGGAGUUUGCAAAUAUAAGGUAUUCGAAAUGGUCUUACAUACGAACUGACUUCUGCUGAAGAUGUUCUUAAUAGCAUGAGAUUAUUGUUCAUUUUAGAAUAUCUGGUGCCUGAAUUCAUGUUUGUUUUUCGUAUUAUUAGUUAUAAGAUUUUGUGUGCAUCUAAACAAGUUUCUGAUUCCUGUUAGUAAUCCAACUACUUUGAACUAGGUUUCUUAGUGCACCUUAUAGUGCGGUCUGCACUACUUAUACGGACAGACAUAAGUAGUAUGUAGCAGGAAUUGGAAUUUUCACCAGCAGAGAAUUAAAACAAAGAGAAGAGCAACGAAAAUAGUGCAAUCGGAAUAACAACGGGAUUAGAAGAAUGGUGGAGUAUGUAAAAGGCAACUGAAGAACGAUAUGCAAAUGAUGUAUUUAGUGUAUGAUUUUCCAUAAAACAAUAAAGUGGUUUCCCGCCUUCAAUUCUCCGUUCACUACAAUAUUACUGAGUACGAUAAGAAUAGCAUCCGUAGAAUACUUAAGUAAUUAUUUUUUGACCUGUGUUUGCUUUUAAUCCAUAGGCUAUUAUUGUGUUUGCUUUCUGUGGUAAUUGGAAUUCAAAGAGAAUAUUGUUUGGCUGUAAAAAUAUUUGAGUAGUUUGUACAUCUUUUGACCUAAGCAUUUGUAACACGGUUAUGUUAAUAAGCUAGUCAUUUAUUAACAUAAGUACCAUUCUAUUUUCAACAAGAUUUUCAGGUUAGCUAGACUUGUGAUACUCUAGCUGCUAAUAGUGUAUCCUGUUUUUGAUAAAUAAUUCCCAUGGAAAAAAGUCGAAUUAUAAAUCCGAAUUUUUCAGACAAGUUGUAUUUUGUACAGAACUUCAAUUCGUUUGCCUUCUUUUUAGGAACCAGUCACAUAUCCUUUAAUCGUAACAAGAGAAAUUGUUGACAAAGCGUUGGUUGUUGUCAUUCCAGCAGUUAAAAAUACUGCUGAAUUUGUAACUAUUCCAGAUGUGACUUGGGCUGAUGUCGGUGGUCUCGAAACAACUAGACAACAAUUGUACAAUCGCUUUAUGGUGAGAAAAUUGAUGUUAUAUCUAAGUUUUUAAAAGUUUUAACCUUAUGUCAUAUUGGUUAUAUCUCGAAUUGGUCGUCUUGAUUGUUUGAAAAAGCUACAAAAAUCUAGUAAAUUACACCGAAUCGUCGCAUUUGUAGAAUAUAAAUGAAUGAAGUAAGAAAUAACUGAAGUCGAUCGUACAGGUUUUAUUUGUUUAUGACAUGAAGAGCUUCAUUUUCAGCACAAAUUGGGUCAGUUACAAGCCUUGGAUAUUAAACUGCCAGUUUUUCUGCUUGGCAAACAUCGGUAAUAAUUCCAAUCGGUUAUACUUAUAAACUGCAAUAGAUUAGCCCUAGAUAGUCAUAAAAUUUUAAUUUCUAAGUUUUCGUAUCAUUUAAUUAACUUUAGCCCAUAACUGAAAAUUGUAUAGAAGUUAACUGUAUCCCUCUUAUAUAUCACUACCUAAUUAGCAAAUAAGUAACUAGUUCCUGUUACGAAUGUAUAUAGCUUCUAAUCGACGAUUGGGAACGCGCUCAGGUUUUGCAUCGACGUUCUGGAGGUGUACUACUUGAGGGUCCACCUGGAUGUGGGAAAACACUCGUAGCUAAAGCUCUAUCCAAUCAAGCUGGUCUCAAUUUCCUGUCGGUUAAAGGUCCAGAAGUCCUUAAUAAAUUCCAAGGUGAAAGCGAACGUCGUAUUCGAGAAAUCUUUGAAAGAGCACGUGCUUGUCAACCAUGUCUGAUUUUCUUCGAUGAAAUAGAUGCAAUCUGUCCAAGACGCGAUAGUGAUGAAUCUACAGGUAACUGAAUAUUCACUUUCUGGUAGACGUUUUUUUAUUAUAACAGUACAUGUUUCCCCAAUCUUUCCAAGUAAAUUUGAAUUAUGAGGUUUCGCCCGAAGUUUUAUCGAAUAAAUACGAAGUAUUUCUUUCUUCGCUUAUGAAUCCUGAGCUUGACGUUGUGUAAUUUAGUCAUUUAAACAUUCGAGUUUUAAAUCAACAAUUGUCCAAGACUAGGAACAUCUAGAUUUUUCACUAUCAUAACAGUCUUAGUAAAAUAAUUAAUAAUAUGGCAAUGAACAAAUACAUAUUUACUCAUUUUAUGCACUUUUUGCUACUACUAACUUGGAAACACAAAGUUGAUAGAGUGACAUUCGGAUCAGUUAAAUGCUUAAAUCACUGAGCUACAGCACGCUAGUUGAAAGACGAAUGAUAGUGUUCAUCACUCUCGUCUAUUCCCUAGAAAGUUCCGUCAAUUUCAUUGCAGCUCAAUUUUUGUCAUUUUGGAUGAGCUGUUAACACAUACUAACAAUCACUUGUAUAGGCUUCGGUUAUGCUUCAAUUUCAUCAUCCAUGUAUUUGCGACCGAAUUAUUGGAAAAAAUUUUAAACACAAUUUUGUUUAGCUUUAGUAUAAAUCCUGAGUGUUGGCGGUUUGUUCCUUGCUUGUUCAUAAGUUUUUUGACUUGGUACGUCUAGUAUUAAAUAUAAAUGAAAGUAAUUUUAUUACCUUGAUAAUAAACACUUUCAAUAUAUUUCGAAACUUCCUUAUUAACUGUUACAUUUCGAUCAGGACCAGCAAACUGCGGGUACAUUGAGUAACGAAAACACAUAAGAUACAUCGUAAACAUAAGCGAAAAAAUCAAAUGACAAAAUAGUUAUUCGAUCUAUAUAAUAGUUUUAAAGUUUGAUUAUUAUCAUCAAUAUGAUUUGAUAAUCUAUGAAAAUGUGAAAUGAAAAGCAAAUCAAAUAAAUGAUUGAACUAUCCUUCGUCUACUGUUCAUUCGUUCUUCAUUCGCUCAAAACUUCGGUGAGAUAGUGAAGUUGAUUUUUCAUAUUUUUACCAAGUUCAAAGUACUUGACAUAAGUGUGAAGGUGUAAAGUUGUAACAAAUUACUUUCAAAUAUUUCCUGGUUGUAGUAUAUUUCAUAUUCUCUAUUUGGCUAUAGAAUAUAAUUUCAUUAGACUGAUUUGACUUUACGAGUUAAUGAAAAAACUAACUUUCAGUAAUCAAGGGAUCUAAUCGGAAUAAUAUUAUCUUGAAAUCAAAUGGUUUCUAAUUAUUCUGUACUUCAUUCUGUCUAGAUAAUAAAUUUAAAUAAAACUUAGGUUUCAUAUCAAGUAUAAUGUAUAAACGAUUACCGACUUUUCAGAUUGUUAUAUAUUUCUAUCUAAAGACUUUCGUUAAUUUGCCGACCUUCAAGCAAAUCGGAAAAAGCUCUAGGGUUACUGAACUUUGGUAUAACAACCACUCAAGUUGUAUAAAGAUAUUGUUUUUCUAAUAAUCACAAACUAUUUUAAACCGGUAUUCAAAUGUUUUAUUUGAUAUGGAUUGAAUUUGUGCAAAUGUAUCAAAUUUUAAUCAUUUAUUUUGAGAUGAUAAAGGUUUCUAACUCAGGAAGAAGGAUUUUUGGAGUAUUUCACCUUUUUUGAUUUAGAUAGUAGUGACGGAGCUUUCACAGUCUUUCUAGACAACACAAUUACGUACUUCGAGAAUUAUAAACAACUAAGAGCCUAAAGGUCAGGUCAGAGAAAAAGGUGAAUAAAAUAAAUACAUGGGAACAGUGAAAGCACAAUUAUGACCAACAACCAACUAAAUCCUGUGUUCACAAAACAAGCUUUUAAUUACCAAUCAAGAAAUUCUAAAAACUGACUCUGCUCUAUAGUAUGUGUUGAUGAUGUUAAGACUGUUGACUAAAGCUUCAGAAUCCGACAAUUCAAUCCAAAGGAUCCAAUCCUGUUUCGGUUUAGGCGCUCAGGCAGCAUUUCAGCCCUCGCACAAAUGAAAUGACGCAAAUAUAUUUGGUGCCUCCUUGUGUUUGAAUAAAUAGAAGGAUCCAAUACUAAAAUCUCUAAUAAUCCUCUAAAUAAGACAAAACUUAGUCAGUGAUCAAUGUAGAUGUUCUUGCUUAAUUUCUGGUUAAUAUUUUGAUGCUUUUUUAUUUUUGUUUGUGUUUUUCAAUAGUUCACAAGCUGGGAGAUUGUUUUUAGUUUCGUUGUAGUUUAUAAUAACUCUGGAGAUUGGUUGUAAAUGAUUUCAAAUGAACUCAAUAACCAAUUAGAAACAACGAAAUUUCGUACCAUGUUAUCAAUUACAGAUAAAGAUUUUGUGAUAGAGCAUGAAACUGUGUCAUUGAUUUGUGACGUGUAAACUGAUUACAUUUUAAAAGUUAUUCUCAAUAGAUUUCACUGGAACCUUCCUUUUUGAAAUUAUGAUUUCAUUCUUAUUGCUUAUCCUGAUAUUCUAUCUUCACUUAGGCAGUCGAGUUAGUUUGGUUAAUCAGCUUCUGAUUGAAUUGGAUGGUAUUGACAAACAUAGAUCAGGUCGCGUUUUUGUUGUUGGUGCUACUAAUCGCAAAGAUAUGAUUGAUCCUGCCAUACUUCGUCCUGGACGUCUGGGCUUACAUUUGAUGAUCAACCCACCGUCUAAUGUGAAAGAACGUCUCUCUGUUUUAUCAGCUUGUACUCGGUCUGCAACUACUCCUCGUAUUGAGAAUGGUAUGCUGUCACUUGAACUCAUUGCAAAUGAUUCACGCACUGAGAGAAUGAGCGGUGCUGAUCUAGAAAAUUUAUUGGAAUUAGCUAAGCAGAAGGCUCAAAUUGCAAGACAAGAUUUUGUUUCACAAGCCAACUUACUUGAUGCAUUAUCUGAGUUACAUAAAUAAACAAUACAUCCUAUUGUAAAUAUAAUUUCUGAACAAAGAAUUUAACUUAUACUGGAAUAUGUAUUCCGUUACGAAACGUUUAGUAUUUUUGCGACUUGUCAUACUUUCAGAG
Messenger RNA from Schistosoma haematobium, 9542 nucleotides. RefSeq names its product peroxisomal assembly protein (gene PEX6). Gene Ontology annotation, molecular function: ATP hydrolysis activity; ATP binding. The transcript has 10 exons. NCBI's taxonomy places the organism in Eukaryota, Metazoa, Platyhelminthes, Trematoda, Strigeidida, Schistosomatidae. The record is from RefSeq and is a predicted model, not a curated record. Bases 1122 to 2003 code for a protein of 293 amino acids.